Nematolebias whitei (Rio pearlfish) is the source of this 1976-nucleotide messenger RNA. RefSeq names its product zinc finger protein 25. The coding region runs from base 54 to 1919 and encodes 621 amino acids. The transcript is spliced from 8 exons. Lineage: Eukaryota; Metazoa; Chordata; Actinopteri; Cyprinodontiformes; Rivulidae. The record is from RefSeq and is a predicted model, not a curated record.
AGAAACCAGUAAACUAGCAUUUUGCAUUUUGUGAAGACUUAUGGGUGGACACAAUGGCGUGGAACAGCAAAGACUCCCCUCUUCCUCCAGCCUCCUUGAAGCUGCUGGUCCCUCCAGUAAGACUCAUGUCUGCCUUCAUGUGGAAAGUGGUGCAGCGGGACAGCAGCGUGCUGCAGUAUGAGAAGCUGCUGGACUUCAUCAGUUUGGUAACAGAGAUGGUCCCGGAGCUUCUCAGUCCCAGGCACAAUGCAGAGCUCAUGCUGGGCCUGAGAGCAAAGCUUGUUCUUGAGCUGUGCCGUGGUGACGGUGUUGCCAACUUGAAGACCAUCCAAGGCCACCUUGAUAAAAUUCACGCCUGCUGCGUUGAGCUGAGCACCUGCAGUCAAAUUGAAACUGAGGAUAUUCUCAAGACCUGUUAUAGCAACUUUGCCAGCCUGGUGCAGAAAAUUUUAAAUGUUCCCUUGGAAAAGGAACUCUUCUUCAAAAAAGUUUUCCCCGAGAACUACGGUUCUGUUUACAACAAAAGGAUCCAGCAGCUUGUGUCUGUGUUUCUGUCUCGACUGGAAGAGCUGAUGCCCACACCAAACCUGCAGCAGACAACAGUUUUGCUCUCUGAAACAUCUGCAUCAGAGGAGUUUAAACAUGAUUUAUCUGAACCAUCGGCUCUGAAGACUCUGCUGGUUCACCACAGAGAGCUGGGGACCCUCAGUUCAGCUUGUCCAAGCAAUGACGAGGGUACAAUUUUGUCCACACUGGCCUUCUCUAAUCCAACUGAAGUGUUCAGUGAGGCUCAUGAUGAUAAAUAUGACAGCGAUGAAGGGUCGCUGGCAUUGGAGGAUUUGGAAGACUCAAAUCAGUGCAUCGCUGAUACAGACGACUCGGAUGAAUGGAUGCCAAAAAGUAAAUCAGGCAGUUUAUCCAGCUUAUUCAUCUCCUCCAAGGUUUCAGACACACCGCCUGAACCAAGAAUGAUCCGUGAGCACCAGAAAGCUGCUCUUGUUCAGAAAAAGAAAUCGGUGAAAAAAUGGAGAAGCAAUUCUUUGCAAAAAAGCCAAGGCUUAAAGACUAAAAGUAAGAAACAAAAGCUCAGCGUAAACAAUCAGAGGAGAGGCAAACAAAAAGGCAGCAUUGAAAAACAGUUGGAUAAGGAACAGAAGGAGGACAGCUCCAAAAAGAAGCGUCGCAGAAAAAGGAAAGAGCCAACUCUGGUUGAUAAAAGGUUUCUGAGUAUGCGACCUGUGAGCAAAAACUUCACGGAAGAAGAAAUUAAAUGUCCCACGUGCAAAAAAGUCUUUGAACAUCCUAAUCAGAUGAAGACCCAUGUGAAGCUGCACAACUUUCGCCAUUACUGCACUGAGUGUGAGAGGGGAUUCACAAGCAGGUCUGGCUUUUAUUAUCACCAGAAGAUUCACAAAAAAGGACGAACAUUCACAUGCAACCAGUGCAACAAGGGAUUCCUCUCCAGUAGUGCUCUCAAGCAGCACGAACGUGUACACGAUGGUCCCCUCAACUUUUGCAAGAUCUGUCAAAAAAACUUGUGCAAAAAUGGCUUUAUAAGACACAUGCAGAUGCACAGCGGGGAACGGAAUUACCUUUGCACCACCUGUGGGAAGGCGUUUUUGACCUCCGGGGAACUGCGGCUGCACAAUCGGACUCACACGGGCGAGCUGCCUUACACCUGCAUCCACUGCGGGAAGGGUUUCUCCUGCAAGAGCCACCUAACUGUGCACACGCGUUCACACACAGGAGAUCGUCCAUAUCUUUGCACAGAGUGCCCCAAACGCUUCAUCACUCUGAACUGUCUGAAGAGGCACACGCUUAGCCACAACGGGGUGAAACCUUUCAAGUGUUCUCAUUGUGACAAAGAAUUCUCUCAGAUUGGAAAUAUGAAAAGACAUAUGACAAGUCAUAAACCAUAGUAUCUUCUUUUGAUGGUUAUUCUCUGUAAAUUUGAUUUUUUUCAAUAAUGUAUUCUA